GGAAGAGGCAGACAGCAAAACGAAAGGACGCCGCCGGCCCUAGUUCGUUUCAGUGCCUCCGCAGUCUCCACCACACGGACUUGCCACCAUGACGGCGGCUCCUCUUUUAUCGUUGACGGAUGCGGCGACGGCGACGGCGACGGCGGCGCUGGCCCCCGGCCGAGCGCCCGCCAGAGCCCGCAUUCAGGCCGCCCCCCGCCACCCCGCCACCGUCUCGCUGAGAUGCCACCGCGCUCGGCCCCUAACCGCGGCCGCCGCCACGGGCGACUCGCCGUCGUCCGCCGCGUUCCACGGCGAGUGCUUCGUCGUCGGGGACAACAUCGACACCGACCAGAUCAUCCCGGCCGAGCACCUGACCCUGGUGCCGUCCAAGCCCGACGAGUACCGCAAGCUCGGCUCCUUCGCCUUCGUGGGCCUCCCCGCCGCGGCCUACCCGAUUCCGUUCGUGGCCCCUGGCGAGGAGUCGUCCCGCUACGCCGUCAUCAUCGGCGGCGCCAACUUCGGGUGCGGCUCCUCCCGCGAGCACGCGCCCGUCGCGCUCGGAGCCGCCGGCGCGCGCGCCGUUGUGGCCGAGGGCUACGCCCGCAUCUUCUUCCGCAAUUCCGUGGCCACCGGGGAGGUGUACCCCCUGGAGCUCGCGGACAGUGGUGCCAGCAAGGAGUGCAAGACAGGGGAUGUGGUCACAGUGGACCUCGAUAACUCGGUCUUGAUUAACCACACAUCCGGAAAGCAGUACAAGCUGAAGCCUAUUGGUGAUGCAGGCCCGGUUAUUGAGGCCGGGGGGAUCUUCGCUUAUGCUCGGAAGACUGGGAUGAUCGCGUCCAAAUCUGCUUGAACAAAAAGUAAGCUUUAUCUGCUGUCAGAUUGGUUGAGGCCUUGCGGGUGGCAAGUAAGACUGGUUUAUGAAUAAGAGUCGCUGCACCUCUCCCUCCGGUGGUGAGGUGUGAUUGUCCAGCAGUUUUGCUACUACUUUGGCAUUGGCUUGCACCAGUAAUUGUGCGCAAAAACUCGGUUUGAGAGUGCUGAACUUUGUUGUAUUGAAAUGUUACACCCAUGUAAUACAGUAGUUUUGUUUGCACCUGUCAUCUUUGAUGUCAAGUGUACUCAUGCACUAGCUUAUGUUUAUUGAUUGCAGUGGUGGAUUGUAUCAGUUACUUCUGAUGUUCCUAUUCAGUGACAAAAAUCAAAUUCA
This is a messenger RNA of Aegilops tauschii subsp. strangulata, 1192 nucleotides long. Its product is annotated as 3-isopropylmalate dehydratase small subunit 1. Lineage: Eukaryota; Viridiplantae; Streptophyta; Magnoliopsida; Poales; Poaceae. The record is from RefSeq and is a predicted model, not a curated record.